AUGAACGGCAUCCAGCUGAAAGCGCAGGCAGCCCGCUACCGGAGAGCAUCCUUCGACGAAGACGAGAUCUCGGCUGGCACGGGCUCGAUGGCUGCAGAUGCGGGUGUCAAUGUCUCCCCGACUCUCGAGGGCAGCACCACCACCUUGAACGUGGGUCAUGAUCCAUCGCGGCCGUCACUGUCAAUAUCAGGAGUCGCUUUUCGCAAAGGCGGUUUCUGGAGCCGGACGAGUCUCUCGGAGCGUGUGCUCAUGAUACUCGUAGCCGCACUCUCGGCGCUCGUUGUGAACCUCCUAUAUUUCGGUUCAUUCGGGCCCCACGGUCAGGAUCAGAACUCACAAGGAGUGUGCCUAACUCCUGAGUGUGUCAACGUAGCCAGUGCCAUCAUGUCCGCCAUGGAUACACAGGUCGAUCCUUGUGACGACUUCUACCAGUAUGCAUGCGGUGGCUGGAUACGGCAAAACCCGCUGCCGGACGGAAAAUCAGUUUGGGGCGCUUUCGGUAAACUUUGGCAGGAGACUCAACUCGUGAUGAAGAAUAUCAUCGAGGAUAACAGCAAGCCUCAGGUAUCUCGAGCAGAGAAACUCGCGAAAACCUACUACAUGUCUUGUUUGGAUCCGAACGGAACCAUUGAAGAGCUUGGUAUAACUCCUAUAGAGGAUCUCAUAAAGAAAAUAGGAGGUUGGAACCUCUCAAGUGCAGGGUUUGAUCCUUCGGCGUGGGACCUCCAAGAGGUCGUCGAGACGGCUCAAAUGGUUUACACGAAAAAUGUCUUCUUCGAAUGGUCGGUGGUGGCCGACGAGCAGAACUCGUCGCGACACAUCAUCUCUAUCGACCAAAGCGGAUUGACUUUGCCGUCCAGAGACUACUAUGUCAAUGACACAAAUCAGGAAAAGGCACUGAACGCGUUGUUGCAAUACUUCACUCACGUGGGAAUGCUGAUGGGCAAUGAGAUAGAAUCCGCCAAGGCCCAAGCUAACAGUGUCAUCGAGUUCGAGCUCGAGUUAGCGAAUAUAUACAUUCCGGAGCUGGAACGGAGGAAUGAGAAGGCCCUCUACAACAAGAUGACGAUCGCAGAACUUCAGAAGAUGUCACCUUUUAUUGACUGGCUCAAGUUUUUCCGCAGAGGCUUCAGUGAGGUGGACAUAUCAAUCGACCAACACACCGAAGUUGUUGUCGCGGUGCCGAGUUUCUUCCGCAACCUCUCGGCGAUCAUCAAUAGCACGCUCUCAGACCCGAACGGCCCAACAGUCCUCGCGAAUUACGUCGGAUAUCAAACGGUGACCUCUUUGCUAUUCGCCUUGGCUGCCGAAUUCCGCAAUGCUCUUCGCGUCGUGCAGCGAGUUCUCAAAGGAACUGAGGGAAUGGAGGCGACCUGGCGAGCUUGCAUCUCAGAUACGGACGGAGUGCUCGGCCUGGCACUCGGGUCGAUGUUCAUCAGACACGCGUUCGAUGAGAAGUCGAAAGAGGUCGCUCAAGCCAUGGUAGACCAAGUGAAAACCGCCUUCAAGGACAAUCUCCAAAACCUCCACUGGAUGGACGAAGCCACUCGAGUUCUCGCCAGGGACAAGGCUGAUUACGUGAGCGAUAUGAUCGCGUUCCCCGAUUUUCUCAGCGACCCUGCUAAAGUGGAUGAGAAGUACGUUGGAUUGAAUUUAGAGGACAACGCCUAUUUCGAGAAUAACAUCAAGAUUUCUCAGUACAUGCUUAAACGAAACAUGAAAAAGCUACUCGUGGCUCCCAAGAGAGGAGAAUGGGAGAUCAGUCCAAUACAGGUGAACGCGUACUACACCCCGUCGAAGAACCAGAUCGUUUUCCCGGCUGGUAUCCUGCAAGCACCUUUCUACCAUACGAAGUUCCCGAGAUCUUUGAACUUCGGAGCCAUGGGUGUAGUCAUGGGCCAUGAGCUCACCCAUGCUUUCGACGACCAGGGCAGGGAAUAUGACAAGGAAGGUAACCUGAACAAGUGGUGGAACGAUCGCACGAUCAACGCUUUCACCGAGCAAGCGCAGUGCUUUGUAAACCAAUACUCGGAUUAUUUGGUCAACAAAGAGCACAUCAACGGAAAAAUAACUCUCGGAGAGAAUAUAGCCGACAACGGCGGUUUGAAGGCGGCCUUCAACGCCUAUCGUUCAUGGGUGAAACAAAAUAAAGCUGCCCCCCUGCCGGGUGUUAACUUGACCCAUGAGCAGCUGUUCUACAUUGGUUUCGCGCAAGUGUGGUGUUCCACCGAGACUCCGGAAGAACGGCACAUGCAGCUGCUCGUCGAUGGACAUUCGCCGCCGAAAUACAGGGUCAUCGGCACUCUAUCGAAUUCAGUGGAGUUUGCGAAGACGUACAAGUGUGGAGCGUCAACCAAGAUGAAUCCCCAGAAGAAAUGUGAACUUUGGUAG
This is a messenger RNA of Galendromus occidentalis (western predatory mite), 2391 nucleotides long. Its product is annotated as endothelin-converting enzyme homolog. NCBI's taxonomy places the organism in Eukaryota, Metazoa, Arthropoda, Arachnida, Mesostigmata, Phytoseiidae. Gene Ontology annotation, biological process: protein processing. The record is from RefSeq and is a predicted model, not a curated record. Gene Ontology annotation, molecular function: metalloendopeptidase activity. Gene Ontology annotation, cellular component: plasma membrane.